Echinostoma caproni is the source of this 303-nucleotide messenger RNA. The record is from the annotation of a GenBank genome assembly. NCBI's taxonomy places the organism in Eukaryota, Metazoa, Platyhelminthes, Trematoda, Plagiorchiida, Echinostomatidae.
AUGGAUAACGCGGAAUAUCGGGAACAGCUUCGACAAGCUCCUUGGUUGUUGUGGAGUCUUCUGGCCGUAAUACGUGCCUCAGUUCACCAGCAAUGCACAGAUUUAAAAUCUGUGGAACACUGUGUGUGUUCACUUCGUAACCUGUCCCAUGUGUUGCAUUAUUCGAGUUUGCCCGAAGGGGAAAAUACGAACAAAUCGGAUGAUGCCGGUGUUCAGUACAAAUCCAGCAUGUCAAGAUUUCGUUUGAGAAGUUCCAGUCAACGAGCCAAACGGAUAGCAGCCGAAGAAGGUGAGUCAAACUAG